GUGGGCACAGGUGGGUGGCACUGAUGGGCACAGGUGGGUGGCACUGGUGGGCGGGCACAGGUGGGUGGCACUGCUGGGCACAUGUAGGUGGCACUUCUGGGCACAGGUGGGUGCACUGCUGGGCACAGGUGGGGGCACUGCUGGGCACGGGUGGGCGGAGCUAGUGGGCGCACUGCUGGGCGGAACUUGCGGGUGUCACUGCUGGGCACCGAUCAUCAGGGCACUGAUCAUCAGUGCCCUGAUGAUCGGUGCCGAUCCCCCCCGCUCUGACAACUGCCGGUUCUCGGCAGUACUUUUCUCACGAUCUGACAGCGUGAGGAAAGUGCAGCCGAGGACCGGCACUUGCAU
This is a messenger RNA of Staurois parvus, 348 nucleotides long. The record is from the annotation of a GenBank genome assembly. Lineage: Eukaryota; Metazoa; Chordata; Amphibia; Anura; Ranidae.